Notodromas monacha is the source of this 546-nucleotide messenger RNA. The record is from the annotation of a GenBank genome assembly. NCBI's taxonomy places the organism in Eukaryota, Metazoa, Arthropoda, Ostracoda, Podocopida, Cyprididae.
AGGUUUUUAUUUAUUUUCGAAGGAAAAUUAUCGCGUUACUCGCUGAUUUAGCGUAUGAAAAUUGCGAGUGUGACUUGAAGUUUGUUUUGGACGCGAAACGUGAUUGAUAAAGUGGGGGUGUGUGUGUGUGUGCGUGAUAUGCUCUGAAUGGCGUCCAUGGCGCGGCCGAUCGGAACGGCGACAGUGCGCGCACUUAAAGGCCGGAAACUGAUUCCCACGAGGGCGGCACUCGUGCUCACCAAAGCCGCCGUCGACAGAGUCAAGGAGCUGACGCGGGAAGAACCCGGCGUCCUUGGACUCCGCAUCGGCGUCAAGCAGCGCGGCUGCAACGGACUCUCGUACACGCUUGAAUUUGCCAAGGAGAAGGCCAAGUUGGACGAAGUCGUGCAACAGGACGGAGUGACGGUCUUGAUUGACAAGAAGGCGCAGCUGAGCCUGCUGGGCACGGAGAUGGACUACGUGUCCACCACUUUGUCCUCGGAAUUCGUGUUCAACAACCCGAACAUCCAGGGCACUUGUGGCUGCGGCGAGAGCUUCAACCUCUAG